AGUAGGUUGUAUCUUUAGGACUCUUCACUGUAUCCACCUGAGACCGUUAUAUGUCAGUAAGAAGCCAACGAAUGAGGUUCUACACACAACAGCAUCACCGCAGGUGUAUCUGCAACAGCACUUUGGAAUCUACACAUCGUACGGCAUCGGCACCGCACAAUACCUGUGCGCACGUGGGAUAGGGAGUGUUGGUGGUCUAUGAAUGUGGCCGAGCGUGCCCCCCACCACAACAUCUGCCUCUGUGCCCGUGGGGACUAUGCGCUGCACAACCCUGAAUGCACUGGCCGGUGGUUUGCGAGAACAGGGAGGGGGGUGGAGCAGCAGCAGGGGGUCGAGGGGGGCGCAGCAUGCCGCCUCCCUUCCGCAUCGCUGUGCUGGGGGCACAAGGCGUGGGCAAGACUGCCAUCGUGCAGCGCUUCCUCCACGAUGACUACAGCGAGAUGCCCACCCCGGCAACCAGCCGCGCCCGCCGGGUUCACCUGUCUGCUGCUGUGCUCAAUGGCCACGUGCACGACCUGCAGAUCACUGACUAUCCUGCCAUCACCAGCUUCCCCGGGAACUCAAUGCAGGAGUGGACAGACACCUGCUGCCGAGGCAUCCGCAGCGCUCACGUCUACAUACUGGUCUAUGACAUCUGCUGCUUCGACAGCUUCGAAUACAUCAAGACCAUGCGCCAGCAGAUCCUAGAGACCAGGGUGUUGGGCACAGGCGACAUGCCCAUCCUGGUCGUGGGGAACAAGCGGGACUUGCAGCGGGGGCGUGUUAUCCCCCGCCACAACAUGUCCGACCUGGUGAGGAAGAACUGGAAGUGUGGCUACGUGGAGUGUUCGGCCAAGUUCAACUGGCACGUGCUUCUGCUGUUCGGGGAGGCUCUGCGCAGUGUGGGCUGUGCCCGCUGCAAACACGUCCAUGCAACCAUCCGCUUCCAACGGGCACUAAGAAACGAACGCUGUGCCCUCAUGUGAUUUACUCAGUGACGGUGGGUGCGCACCAGAGUGGCAUUGAGGGCCAUUGGUACAGUAAACCUCCCUAGGACCACCAUGGCUGACCACAUUUCUGUCCCGUGAAGCUACAGUAUUAACAUGUAACAGCCCUCUGUUUUGCUGCUAUCUGACUUGAUCAGGGAUGGAGAGUACCACCCUAUCCAUCUUUGUAAAGUAUCUUUGAUAUUUUCUUGAUUUGGAGGCAGCUAAACCAACCCCUUGCUGUAAAAAUUCUGAACUCGUUCAAGUACACUAAAGGAACUUUCCAGCAUCUGGGAGUCGCUCCAGACAGACAGAUUGGCUUAUGUUGUUUGACUCACCUGGACGUUGAUCGAUGUAUGACAUUGCAAAUGUCAAAGCCCUGUUUGGAGUGGGAUUGAGGUUGACAUCUGCUGAUGCAUUCUCUUUCUCUGCUCGGAUGUCUUGAAGGUGCACACUUGAGCAUAUAAUCCCCAGAGGUAGCUAUACGAAUUCCGUACACAAGCCCAUCUCAAUUAGUCCUCUGAAACCAAAACAGCCAACCAUAGGGAGAUUUCUGUUAAAUGGAGUAAUCCAAUCCAGUCCACCUUUACGCUCCACUCGCAAACAAACAACUGUGUACAUCCAUAAAUCUACAACAGUAGAAGCACAUAAGGGUGUUUAUAUACAAACACAACUCAGACCAAACCCCUGAUAUGAGACUGUUAAUGAUAUUUUUACAGUAUAAGGUCUAAAUGUAAUAAAAUACUUGAGGYUAGACAUGGCUGUCAACAUAUCGGCCUGUUCAGGUCCUCUGAACUGCUAAAUACAGCAAUAAAUGGACAUGCCAUGCUUGAAUGUUAAUAAUCUUUGGUAAAACGUAGAUAUAAGGGGGAACAAAAGGACACACUUGUUCCUGUAAGGUUGUAUUCAAUGAAAUGUUUUAUUUAUUUCACCUUUAUUUAACCAG
Molecule: messenger RNA, 1911 nt
Organism: Salvelinus sp. IW2-2015
Lineage: Eukaryota; Metazoa; Chordata; Actinopteri; Salmoniformes; Salmonidae
Product: ras-like protein family member 10B
Molecular function (GO): GTPase activity; GTP binding
Source: RefSeq, a predicted model, not a curated record